AUCAGUGUUUGUGAAACCGAUACAUUUUACACUUGCGUGUACACAUUGAAAGGAGAGUAGACAGAAACCAUGUCGUAUCCAGGGAAUAAAGAUACUAAAGGAAGCUUGGAAAAAGACAACAAAACAUCCCAGACGACAGGUCCUAGUGUGAACCUUACAGAAACAGAUGGGUAUUUCUGCAGCAGUUCUUUCUCUAUGGACCCUGCGGAGGAGUAUAAGAUGAACCACAAGCGGCGAGGCCUGGCUCUCAUCUUCAACCAGGAGCACUUCUACUGGCAUCUGAGGAUGCCCCCCCGCAACGGGACCAAUGCUGACCGCUCCAAUCUGGUCAAAAGAUUUGAGGACUUGAACUUUGAAGUGCAGGCCUUUGAUAAUCUGAAGGUGGAGGAAGUUCUGGAUCAAAUCAGUCAGGCGGCUGAGGCCAACCAUGCUGAUGCAGACUGCUUCGUGUGCGUCUUUCUGAGCCACGGAGAGAACGACCACGUCUAUGCUUACGACGACAAGAUCGCUAUCCAGGACAUCACUGCCCUGUUCAAAGGAGACAAGUGUAAGAGCCUGGUGGGCAAGCCCAAGAUCUUCAUACUACAGGCGUGCCGUGGGGACAAGCAUGACGAUCCAGUGACCCCCAUGGACGUGGUGGACAGCGAAGUGAAGACCAACGAGGUGGUGGUGGACGCUGGGGUGGUCUACACCCUCCCUGCUGGCGCUGACUUCAUCAUGUGUUACUCUGUGGCUGAAGAUCUGACUGCCAUACUUGUUCCCGGUGUCCCUGUGCAGGCUACUAUUCCCACCGCGAGACGAUCAACGGCUCCUGGUACAUCCAGGACCUGUGUGGGGCCAUGCGGAAGUUCGGAGAUUCCCUGGAGUUCACGGAGCUCCUGACCCUGGUCAACAGGAAGGUGUCCAUGAGGAGCGUCGGGAAUUGUAACGACAAGACCGCCAUCGGGAAGAAACAGGUCCCCUGCUUCGCAUCCAUGCUCACCAGGAAGCUCUACUUCCGACCGAAGAAGCAGUAAGGUCUCCAUCCACUGGGCAGCUACUACGUCAUUCCUGAAUCCUGCUGUAGUUGUUUUGAAUGUUUUUUGGGGAGAAAGUUUGUCCUUGACUAUAAUGUCUGGUGGUUCUUUUUGUUAAAAGUUUGUCUACAUUAUUUAGAUGUUAGUCUUGAGAACCAUGAAUUACACUUCAUCAAGCUGUGCAUAUUCCCUUUAUUCUAAUCUUUCCUAUGAAACCAAAUGGAGAUCAUGUCAUUGGCUGAUGAUUGUGUAUGCAGUGUUAUUUUAACACACAUUCUGUGGUGGCAAAACUGACCUAAAACAAAGCAUGGUACUAUACUGGUGAAACCUGCUUGGCUGCUCGGCUUCAGGCUUUCCCUGUUGGUGUUGACAGAGGUCAUGGAAUGUACCCGCAGGGCAGGUAAGAGUGACAUGAGAAUGAUAAUUGAGCAUUAAAAUUUCAAAUGACUUUAUUCUCAGUCUGUUUGUGGAUAGCUGUUUGUUAAGAGGGGAUUCUCAGUCAGUAAAGGAUUUUGCAUCUCCAGUCCCUUAAGGCCUUUCUCGAGAGAAUACUGCUAAUUCUUAGCAUUGACUUGUGGUUCCCUGGGCUUGAUUUGUUUACAUCAACUAUCUGUGUCAAAUAUACAAAGACAUGUGCACGUUGUUUGAAGGAGGAUGUGGCUCUGGGGUUAAAUCCCUACCUUGCAUCCAAAAGGUGUGGCUUUGAUCCUUAUCUCUUGUGCAAGAUUGUUGGACAAAGACAGUUGCACAUAGGAAGAAAAGUGCCGAUUGGGGUAAAGAGUGGGUGGCUCUGGGGUUGAACGCCUUCCUUGCAACCAAGAGGAUGUGGGUUCAUACCAUAUCAAUACCGUCCAGCACGGUGUUUCCUCCGACACAUGGGUGCGGCUGGCUCCCGGGUUGGAGGCGCGCUGUGUGAAGAAGCAGUGCGGCUUGGUUGGGUUGUGUUUCGGAGGACGCAUGGCUUUCGACCUUCAUCUCUCCCAAACCUGUACGGGAGUUGUAGCGAUGAGACAAGAUAGUAAUUAGUAACAAUUGGAUACCACGAUAUUAGGGAGAAAAGGGGGUAAAAAAUAAAUAUGUUGCCUCCCCACUUGUUCUGUCAAAAAGGGAAUUUGUGUUAUUUCUCUUUGUACUUGGAUGUGCUUAGCCUUUACAACUCAAAUGUAGUUUUACAUGUUUUGAAAGCGGCAGGCUAAACGUGAACAAACAACUCCAAAGUGGAAAGUACCUCUGGGAGUCAAGUGUCUAGUGUUUCAAAGACUAAGUAAAUACUGCACGUUUGGUCACAUGACCUGCUGUACUACUCUGACUCAGGAAAACCAGUCCUAUACAUGGUUUACUGCCACUAUGGUGCCUUUGUUUGGUCACAUGACCUACUGUACUACUCUGACUCAGGAAAACCAGUCCUAUACAUGGUUUACUGCCACUAUGGUGCCUUUGUUUGGUCACAUGACCUACUGUACUACUCUGACUCAGGAAAACCAGUCCUAUACAUGGUUUACUGCCACUAUGGUGCCUUUGUUUGUUCACAUGACCUACUGUACUACUCUGACUCAGGAAAACCAGUCCUAUACAUGGUUUACUGCCUCUAUGGUGCCUUUGUUUGGUCACAUGACCUACUGUACUACUCUGACUCAGGAAAACCAGUCCUAUACAUGGUAUGGUGCCUUUGUUUGGUCAUUCAAAUCAAUGGCCUUUUAAUGAACUAUAAAAAAAAAUCCAGCUUUUUACCAUUGUUCUUUAUUGAGGGUAUUUGACAACUGUUUUCAACUUAAGAUAAGAUCACUUUAUUGGUCAAUUACACCCCCCCACAUUCCAUCUGGGCUGGGAUUGGAAACCCUCCGGUUGCUGGCUCGCAUCUCUAACCACUUGGCUACCUGCCGCUCCAAUACUGAACAACUUUAACACUACCAAUCUUUUUUGUACACCACAUGACUACAGACAUAUUCUUCAGCCAGAAAAUAUGCGCAAGUGUGCAUUAUAUAACUCAGAUAAGACAACUCAGGGUACCAAUCAACAGACCAUCUCAUGUUUAAAAAAUAAAUAAUUGUUAGUCACCUGGGAGAUAUUUACUAAAGCAAUGACAAUGCAUGAGGUAUUACUCAUUUGUAUGUGAACCUGAGUGCUGGACACCAAUUCAUGUUUCUAUUUCUGAAUUGUUCAAGAAAAUGAGGACCAUUUUAGUCUCCAUGGGUGAAUAUAAGGAACCACUGCUUAGUAAGAGUAAUGUACUUGUCUUGUUUUGUGGUCCACCAGGGAAAUGUAUCUCUGACCUUUUGGGAGAUUGGGUUUGCACUAAUAGCAUUUGGAGAGGUGCGUGGGGCUCCUAUUGAGUUAGAAUCUCUCAUUUAUAAAAUGGCAGUUGUAAAACUGUUGAAAUAUGUUUGGGGUUUUGAUGAUUGAAACAAAAGUCUGAAUUGAGGUGCAAUAAAAUAUUGAAAUGUAA
Messenger RNA from Oncorhynchus kisutch (coho salmon), 3462 nucleotides. RefSeq names its product caspase-6. Gene Ontology annotation, molecular function: cysteine-type endopeptidase activity. The transcript is spliced from 8 exons. Gene Ontology annotation, biological process: proteolysis; apoptotic process; positive regulation of neuron apoptotic process. The record is from RefSeq and is a predicted model, not a curated record. Bases 70 to 882 code for a protein of 270 amino acids. NCBI's taxonomy places the organism in Eukaryota, Metazoa, Chordata, Actinopteri, Salmoniformes, Salmonidae. Gene Ontology annotation, cellular component: cytoplasm.